Aureobasidium melanogenum CBS 110374 is the source of this 1311-nucleotide messenger RNA. Its product is annotated as acyltransferase-domain-containing protein. NCBI's taxonomy places the organism in Eukaryota, Fungi, Ascomycota, Dothideomycetes, Dothideales, Saccotheciaceae. The record is from RefSeq and is a predicted model, not a curated record. Gene Ontology annotation, cellular component: endomembrane system. The transcript has a single exon. The coding region runs from base 1 to 1311 and encodes 436 amino acids. Gene Ontology annotation, molecular function: acyltransferase activity.
AUGUCGCGUGUCAACACCGAGGGCAUCCGCCAGCGCCCUAUACCCAAACCCGAGUCUGCCGUGGAACCCGAGAUCAACCUUACUUCGACAAAUGACAACCUCCAAGACGAGCACCACCCUGCUGGUCCUGUCAAACAUGGCCCUCUUAUGCAAUAUCUCCGUAUCGCUUGUUUCGCCCUCUUCUUCACUAUCGCUGCUCUAGCUGUCCACGCCGCCCAGCUCCUUGGUGCUCCCCUCUACUUCUACAACAAAGACUACUAUUAUUCCUGGCAGGCUGUCUGCAAGCAGUACUUUGGCCUUGUCCUCAUAUCUGGCACAUACAUCUUCGCUCCUACUGUUAUUCGCAUCUCCGGCGACGCUUCAGUCAGUGGACAACUCAGACAGCUCCCUGAUGGCCGUCUCGAAUGCGACUUUCCCGAACGCCUGGUCCUGAUCGCAAACCACCAGAUCUACACCGAUUGGACCUAUCUGUGGUGGGUCAGCUAUACCGCAGCAUGCCAUGGCCACAUCUACAUCAUCUUGAAAGAGAGCUUGAAAUACAUUCCAGUCAUCGGCCCUGCCAUGAUGUUCUACAACUUCAUCUUCAUGAGCAGGAAAUGGGCAAAGGAUCAACCGCGUCUAAAGCACCGUCUAGAAAAGCUGUCCACCAGACACACUGGUCCUGUUCUGGGACGAAAGGAUAAGAGUGGCUUGGAUCCCGCAUGGCUACUCAUCUUCCCUGAAGGCACCAACCUUAGUCCUAACACCCGCAACUCAUCCGCGAGAUGGAGCGAGAAGACUGGCAUACCAGAUAUGAAGCACCAGAUCCUGCCCCGCAGUACUGGUCUCCAUUUCUGUCUAGAAGAACUCAAAGACAGCGUGGAUUGGCUCUAUGACUGCACCAUUGCCUAUGAAGGCGUUCCUCGCGGUUCCUAUGGCGGCAAACUAUACACCCUCCGCUCCGUCUACUUCCAAGGUCGUGCCCCCAAAUCUGUAAACAUGCAUUGGCGCCGCUUCGCCGUUGCCGACAUUCCUCUCCACUCCAAGGAAGAGACUGAGAAGUGGCUUCUGGAGAGGUGGAGAGAGAAGGAUGACUUGAUCGAGUAUUAUCUCGAUCACGGAAGGUUCCCUGCUGAUCCUGCUGCUGUUGGGGCUAUCGAGAAGCCCGGGGAACAGAGUAAACACGCAACAUACAUUGAGACAGAGGUUAAACCCAAGUUCAUCUGGGAACCUUUGCAGUUGUUCGCACCAGUACUCUCGGCCUAUUUAUUGGGAAACAUCCUGAUAAAGUUUACUAAUUUGGUGUUGACGGGAAGAAUGAGCUCAAAUUAG